Messenger RNA from Drepanopeziza brunnea f. sp. 'multigermtubi' MB_m1, 1884 nucleotides. RefSeq lists its product as uncharacterized. NCBI's taxonomy places the organism in Eukaryota, Fungi, Ascomycota, Leotiomycetes, Helotiales, Drepanopezizaceae. The record is from RefSeq and is a predicted model, not a curated record. Gene Ontology annotation, molecular function: transmembrane transporter activity. Gene Ontology annotation, biological process: transmembrane transport.
AUGGUGGGAAGAAGGGCACCUGGGCCGCCGAAGCUGCCCUCGAAGCAACUCGCAAUUCUUGCGAUAUGUAGAUUUGCAGAGCCGGUUGCUCUGACCUCUGUCUUUCCCUACCUGCCCGAGAUGAUAGAGAGCUUCGGCGUACCUAAGUCAGAAGUUGCUUGGUGGGCUGGAAUGACAUCCGCGGCAUUCUCCCUCUCGCAAUGUACCACGGCUGUGAUCUGGGGACGAGCUUCUGAUAGAUUCGGUCGCAAACGGAUAAUUCUGAUUGGACUAACGAUGACCAUGAUAUCGGUCCUAUUCUGGGGAAUGUCGACCAGCUUACCGAUGGCCAUCGUUGCAAGGUCGUUUGCAGGUGCAUGCAAUGGAAAUGUUGGCAUUAUCCGCACCAUGGUGGCAGAGAUGGUUCCCGAAAAGGAACUGCAACCGAGAGCAUUCUCGAUUAUGCCUCUCGUCUGGACUAUCGGCUCGAUCUUCGGUCCAUCAUUUGGGGGUUUCUUUGCUAACCCCGCCAAGAACUUCCCGGGCCUGUUUGGGAACAACCGAUUCCUGACCAAGUUCCCCUUUGCCCUGCCAAACUUGGUCGCGAGCUGUCUAUUCAUGAUUGGAAUCGUCACUGGCAUUUUGUAUCUGAAGGAAACCCUCGAAACAAAACGUGACCAGAAGGAUUACGGACGGGCCUUGGGAAAGAAAGUCAACGCGUCCAUCAGAGCAGUACUCUGCCUCCGUCGAGCCCCCAAGCCUUACCGCCGCCUCUCAGCAAGCUAUGAUGAGUCCACCGCCUCUCUCCUCAGACCUUCGUCAUCAGCAGGCUCUGAGUCGUCUCGCUUCAACUCGUUCAAGACCAACAACAAACCCCCGGCCCCUCGUCCAACCCUCUACGAAGUGUUUACCCGUCAGUCGGUCAUCAACCUGAUCGCCUACACCUUCCUAGCGCUGCAUUCGGUCGCCUACGACCAACUCCUCCCCGUAUUCCUGCACACCCCUCGCCAGAGCCCGGACUCCUCCGAUAUCCACCUCCCCUUCAAAUUCGCCGGCGGUUUUGGCCUCGGAUCCAGCCGGAUCGGCACCCUGUUCACCAUGUACGGCAUCGUCGGCUGCUUCAUCCAGUUCCUCGUCUUCCCACCCACCGCUCGCAAACUAGGAGUCCUCAACUGCUUCAAGUGCUGUGCCGUCACCUUCCCCAUCGUCUGUCUCCUCACGCCCUACACGGCCCUCAUCCAGAACCCUACUACGCAGCAGGCGGCCAUCUUCGGCGUCUUGAUCAUUAAAUCAUUUGCAGUCAUCUUCGCCUUCCCGUGCUCCAUCAUCUUGCUUACGAAUUCCGCUGUCAGCCUGCGGAUCCUUGGUACGCUGAACGGUAUCGCGGUCUCAGUGAGUGCGGUGGGGCGAGCCAUCGGGCCGGCGAUGGGCGGUGCAGCGUUUACGUGGGGCUUGGAGAAGGGCUAUGUUGUUACCCCGUACUUCCUGCUCGCUCUCGUCUCGGUCAUUGGAGCCGUUCCGAUCUGGUACCUGGUUGAGAUGCCUGGGUUCAACAAGGCGGAUGAUGGGAGCGACAGUGAGGAAGACGACGACGAGGAGGAGGAGGCUGUGCUACCGACCGUUGAGGAGGAUAUUGACGGCGAGAUUCUCGAGGGGGAUGAGCUUGUUGCUGAAGAGGAUCUUUUGGACGCUGUCUCGGGACCGUCGCUGAGCGGGACGAUGAGGUCGAGGGAGAGCUUGAGGGCGCCGAGCAGGAGUGGUACGCUUGAAGAUCGGUUUGAGAGGAGGAUGAGCAGUCCGAUUGGCAUCCGUGGGGGGAGCGUCGGGCCUGGAGGGAGGAAGCUGAGCAAUGGCUUGGCCGCCAGCAAUGUGGGCGCGGGCACUGGGGGAACGAGUUUUACGUAG